AAAAAUUUUAUAAUUUUAAAAUGAAUUUAUUUUCUCAAACUAAAUUAACAUUAAAAUUAAAAAAGCAAAACAGUAACAGUACACUAUCUAAUGUUUCUACAAAUAAAUGUCAAGAUUUAACAACUASUGAUUCUGUAAAAUCUGAAUAUAAUAAUUUACCAAAUAAUAGUAUGUUAUCUGAAAAUGAUAGUUUUAUAGAAAUGUUGCAUACUGUUCGUCCUCAGGAUGAAAAUAUAACUAUGUCACAAAAUGUUUUUAAGACAUCUCCAGUUCAAAAUGUAUCUGAUGUCAUAAAUGAAAGUAAACAAUGUCCAGUUUGUUUACAAAUUAUUGAUCUUAAGCAUUUUAUUAACCAUGUAAAAUCUUGUGGUACAUCACAUAAUUUAUCAUCUGAAGUACUUAUAAAAGCUGUGGAUCUUCAAGAGCGCCAAGCAGUUGAAAGAGAGGCGCUAGGAUUACCUAAAUUGACAAAAAGUAAAGAUGUUAAARUUAAAAAAAAGAAUACAAAACAAACAAAGUUAAAGAUUGGAAGUGAUUCUAAUUUUGAUUUGGCUAUUGCUAUGUCUAUGUCCUUACAAGAGUCUAAGGAAGCUGAAAUUAUAAAAGAAUCUGAAAACCUUUUAGAAGCAGGCUUAGAAACCGAGGCCAUAGAAAAAAGGAAGACAUUGGAAAGCUUUGGUUUUAUAUCAAAUCAGCCAAUUAAAUCUAAAUCUAAAAAUUGUAAAGUUCAAAUUUGGACUAAAUACSUAAAAAUUACGGAUUGUAAACUCUGGAAAAAAUCAGUACUUGAAGAAGAUAAUGUAUUAGAGUUUUAUGUGAAAAAUAUGUCCAAGUUUUUAAGCUCCGGUGAAAGCAAUGGUUUACAAAAUAUUGUUAAAUUUCCUUUACAUCUAAAUACUAUGAAWCAGGAACCAAAUGCUACUGAUGAUGAAGUCAAUAAUAUAUUUCAAGCAGUUAAAGAUGAUUCAAAUAUUUUUAAUAAACAUGUUACACAUAAAAUUGUUGAACAUAAAACAGUGCCAGAAUAUUCAUCCAAGUGGAAAUCAAUGAUAGGUAGUCAGUUUAUGAGUGAUGUCACUAUAUUUUCUAAAGAUGAACAUGCAAUUCCUGCUCACAUUCUAGUCCUUUAUGUACAGUGCCCUGAUAUUUUGAAUGACAUAAUUACAGAAGAAUCUGAUACAUAUAAAUCAAAAAAAAUGGUAAUGUGGUCUGAGUACACUUAUGAAGCAUGCAUGGCCUUCUUAGAACUAAUUUACUCUGGCCAAGAACAAUUAAUAAGUCCAGAGUACAGAAAAGAUUAUUUGCAUUUAGUUACAAGGUACAAUGCUCAAAAAGUUGUAAAUGAUGAUGAUGGAAAACAUGGAUGGUUUACUGAAGAGUAUGAUAAAGUAUCAAAACGUAAAAGCUCAGAAUUAUAUUCAACUGAUAAUAAAAGAUAUAAAGCUCUCAGUCCAGAUAUGUUUAUGAUGGAUAAUACAACUGAAGAAAUAGGUAAUACGAGUUCUAAUUUUUUAGGAACAACUGUGAAUGAUGAAAAAACCUCGAGUGUAUUAAAAACUAAACAGUGGUUGAACAAUUGUAACCUAACUCAACAUCACAAUUCAUCAUUCACARAAAAUUUAGAUAUUAAUGUUCUACCACAAACUAUUUCACCAAUGGGUAGUCCAGCUCAUUCUUUUCAUAGUGCAUCGACUGUUGUACAUAUUCAAUUAUCACCUAGCGAUCAUCAUGUUGACUAUGAAAGUAAUGAUGUACCCAUUAGUCCAAUAUUAGAUAUUAGAAAAGCAUCCUCCAAAUCAUUACCUGUCGAUGAAUCAAGCGUGAAAUCUAUUUUAAUAUCAAAUAAUAUUGAAAACAUUCCUAUUGAUUUGGAAAGUCCUUCAAACAAAAUUUCAAUACUUCCCAACUUACGUAAAGAACCAGAAUUAAUUACAAUCAUCAGUGAUAGUGACAAUGAAUCGAUAGAUAUGAUUUUGUCUUGUUAUAAUGGUACAUCUUGUGAUAGAAAUAUCAAUCUAUUGAAUGAAAACAAUUGUACACCUUUUAAAGCAAGCAUUAAGAGAAAGAAAAAUUAUUUUUCAUUUAACUCAGUUGAUAAAAGUAAUGAUAUAAGUGUUAUUGAAUUAAAUGACAGCAGUUUAGAUUCAAUUCAUUCAGGUAUUACAAAUAGAUUACAUAAAAGAAAUUGUAAMUAUAAAUUGGGCAAUUUUUCUGUUGACAAGUCUAUCCUUUCAACACCGCGAACUAAGACAUUCAUAAAUAUUGAUGAUGAAAGCACCACAACUUCCACUGUACCAAAGUUUCUUCCCUCAAAUACUUCUAAUGCUCAAAUUCCAUUUUCAAAUAAUACAAAUUUUAUUGACUUAAUAAAUGAUAGUAGCUCAGAUUCUAUCUUAACAAUUGAUAAAACAAAAGAUGAUAGUUUGUUGACAUCAUUUUCAACAUUGCCAUUGAAUAAUAAUGUUCAACAAAAUUGUCAGAAUUCUUCAACCCCCUUUUUAAAUGUAUUGGAGGAUAUAAAUUCUCCAAUUUAUGACAGUUCAACUACAAAAACUGAAGCAAAUAAUUGUGUAUUGAAUGCAUCAUCAUUAAAAGAAAGUGACACAUGGUCAAAUUUUUCAUCUCCAAUAAGGGAUGAAGGUUAUUAUGCACAAAUUAUCAGAAAAACAAAUGAAGAUUUCUGUUCAACAAAUUCUUCUAACAAUACUGUUUUACCUAAAUGUAACAAUUCAAAACUAUUAUCCAAAUCUACUGAGCAAUUAUUUGCAUGUAAAGAAUUUGAUCGUUAUGGCCUUAAAGAUCUUGGAAGGCGCAAAGGAAAACUUAUAUUAAGACAUAUUUAUGAUGUUACACAUCCUAAAUAUGAUUCUGAAGAAGCAAAAUGUGUUGGAGACUCUGAACAGUAUUCUGAUUCUUCGGAUAGUUCAGAACCUGGAAUCCCUUAUUAUGAAGCUGAAGAUUAUGACGAAUUAGAAACUUAUAGUCAAACAAAUUUAUCAAAUAAAAGUAAGUUUUAUAAAGAUCUACAUCUAUAUAU
Molecule: messenger RNA, 3037 nt
Organism: Diuraphis noxia (Russian wheat aphid)
Lineage: Eukaryota; Metazoa; Arthropoda; Insecta; Hemiptera; Aphididae
Biological process (GO): DNA replication; resolution of meiotic recombination intermediates; DNA repair
Cellular component (GO): Slx1-Slx4 complex; nucleus
Molecular function (GO): protein binding
Source: RefSeq, a predicted model, not a curated record